AUGGGCUGCAAUUUGUGCACCUUGCAGAAACGGGAGGAACACUACAAACUGCUGUAUGAGAUCGCACAGGUGAACGGGCGCGACUUCUCCAAGGUCGAGCAUGAUGAUGCAGUGGUGGAGGCCAUUAGGCGAGACCCCAUUGUUGUCCAGGUUAUCAGGCGAACCCCCACCAGAGGCACGACUGCUGUUGCACACAACUACAGCGGCACACCACAGGAGGUGUGUGUGGUGGACGUAUGCACGCAAACGGACAUCACCUUCGAGCACAUCAUGGCUUUGGCAAAGCUCCGGCCAGCAACCCCACCAGUCCCUGACAUCUGUCCCUUCCUUUUGUCUGACAGCUGUCAUUCUAUCCACACCAUGGAACAUGAAUUUUAUGAAUGUCCAGAGUACCUUUCCAAUACCCCUGUAGAAGUGGAGAGGACGGAAGAGUAUGAGUAUGAGGAGGUGGAGCUGUGUAGGCAGAACAGCCAGGAGAAGCUAGGUUUGACGCUUUGCUACAGGACCGACGAUGAGGAGGACACCGCCAUCUAUGUCAGCCAGGUGGAGCCUAACAGUAUAGCAGCGAGAGAUGGACGCAUCAAAGAGGGAGAUCGUAUUCUACAGAUAAAUGGCUGUGAAGUGCAAGACAGAGAAAAGGCUGUCGCCUUGUUGUCAAGUGAAGAUGCAAGGAGCAUUAUACUACUGGUGACACGGCCGGAAAUGCAGCUGGAGGAAGAGAUAUGGCUUGAUGAUGAACAACAGCAGCUUGUCGAGGAACUGAAGAUGGAGAUCCUGGAGGAGAGGAGGAAGCAGAAGGAACAUAACUUUGACAGGAGCAAUGAGGUAAGAGCAAGUAAGCUUAUUGAAGAAGAGAUGACAACUGACACUGCUACCUGUUCAUCCAACAAUCAAGACAAAGAUAGUGGGUUUGGACGCAGUACAGACAGUCCAGAGCACCAGCCCCUGCUGGCCAGACUCCACAGGAGGAGUCCAGCACAUUGCCUUAGAGAACGAUGGCGGGCAGAUCAUCCACACACGAGGAGAGGGGCCGUAAUGUCAGAGGACAUCCAAUGUCAAAGGACAUUGUCCAAAGGCCAGGGCAAUGAAGGGGUAGUGAGUAUCCGCAAUAGUGGAAGUGGGGUCUUAGGUUUAGAGAAUCGCUUCCAGCAACUUCUGGAGCUCAAGUGUCAAAUCCGGAAUGGAGGCGAAUGUGGGGUGUACUCCAUUCGACACAGUAUAGAGUGUAAUGAUGUAGAAGGAGAAGGAGGAGUGGAGCAAGAGUUGAGGAUGCUAAAUGAGGAAUUGCGCAACAUUGAGCUGGAGUGCCAGAGCAUCAUGCAGGCCCAUCAGCUCCGCCAGACCCACCAGCUGGACCCCACACAGCCUGCAUCCUGUUCACCAGUACGGAGCCCCAAGGACAAGCGGCACGGCAGGCUGGCCGACAUUCAUGAACAUCCGGAGAGGUCAGACAGCGAUAAGAUCAGAGAAAAGGACAGCUCCAGUGCCUACAACACAGCGGAGAGUGCACGGUCAACACCACUAGGUAUGGAGAGAUCUCCUGACCACUCACUGCAGAGACACAUCAGCAUCACCAACCAGAAAAACCUCAGACUGGCAUCAGCCACACCCUCCUGCCCCAUACCUAUCCCCAAGCCCCAGGGUACACCCAGCCGUGGCAGACCAGCAGACCCAGGCCCUGUUAUCUCCAGCAGCCCAGACCAGAGUAACCCUUCCCGAAGAGGGCUUCCCUAUCCCUCCUCAUACCAAACAACUCCAUAUCAAGUCAUUUCUGUGCUAACAUUAUUUUGUGUGUUUCAGAGCUACAUGCAGCUGCUACAACAGCACUCAUCCCUUGAGUAUUCCCAGAGCCAGCUGAGUCUGCUCAGUGUCUGUCGAGAUCCCAUCCGUAAUGGCCGCCCUGGGGAACCACGUCUAGAGUGGAAGGUCAAGGUUCGCGCCGAUGGCACACGCUAUGUGGCCCGGAGGCCUGCUCGCGACCGCAUCUUGAGGGAGCGGGCACUAAGAAUUAGAGAAGAGAGAAGCGGAGGUAUGACUACAGAUGACGAUGCUAUGAGUGAGAUGAAAAUGGGCCGUUACUGGAGCAAAGAGGAGAGGAAGCAGCACUUGGCACGAGCCAGGGAGCAAAGGAAGAGGAGGGAGUUCAUGCAGAAGAGCCGUCUUGAGUGUCUCAAGGAGGGACCUGCCAGCGGAGCCGAGGGCAGGAAGGAGAUAAACAUCUUGGAGCUUAGUCACAAAAAGAUGAUGAAGAAACGUAACAAAAAGAUCCUGGACAACUGGAUGACCAUCCAGGAGUUGAUGAGUCAUGGGGCCAGAGUCCCUGAGGGCUCAAAAGUACAUAACGCCUUCCUUUCUGUCACAACUGUCUAG
Molecule: messenger RNA, 2370 nt
Organism: Scomber japonicus (chub mackerel)
Lineage: Eukaryota; Metazoa; Chordata; Actinopteri; Scombriformes; Scombridae
Gene: pdzrn4
Product: PDZ domain containing ring finger 4
Exons: 11
Coding region: 1-2370 (789 amino acids)
Molecular function (GO): protein binding
Source: RefSeq, a predicted model, not a curated record